AAAGGGCUUCAAAUUAAUCUCCAAAAUUCUCUCUCUGCAAUUACACCUCUUUCCUUCUCCAUUAAAUGCCAUUGCACCCUCUCAAUACGCUCUGCAAUAACUCCUUUCUUGCCUCUUCUUCCUCCAUCUCCUCCUCUGCUUCUUCUUCUUCUGAAACUCAUCUUCUUCCUUCAAGAACCCUAAUUUUUUCACUUCAAGAUAGCUCCUUUUUCCACACCCACCAAGUUAUAUCACUCCUACAACACAAAACUUGGAGGAUAAUCAUCAAAAGGUAAAAACCCAGAUCAGAUCUGAAGUAAAGCCUUCAAAUUGAUAGGAGAGAGAGAAGGAGGCAUAUACAUAGAAAAAAAAAGGAAGCAUUUUAGGAUAUUGUCCGAGAUCUUUGUGGGCGUUUAUGUACAUCUCAUAUGGUUCUGUCGGAUUCUUUGUUCUGUGUUUAAUCUCCAACAUGCCAGCCGGGAUUACUACACCGGCCACAAACAUGUCCUCCAUCUUUGGAAGCAAUGGGAAUAACGUUGCUGGAUUUUACUCAUCUUAUGAACUUGUUCUUCCUCAGAUUCAAAACCCAUAAGCUGUCUUGGAAGAAUCUUAAAGAUCUGUAGAAGAUGUUCCAGCCAAGUAUUUUUGACGACGGUAAGCUCCUCCCCUUAGACAUGCCUCAAAACACUUCCGAUAGCGAUUUUGCUCGAAUCCGAGACGAUGAUUUCGAUAGCGCUACUAAAUCUGGUAGCGACAACAAUCAUGAACUUGCCUCGGGUGAUGAUCAAGACCCUCGUCCUAAAAAGAAGCGUUAUCAUCGUCAUACUCAACAUCAGAUUCAAGAAAUGGAAGCUUUCUUCAAGGAGUGUCCUCACCCUGAUGACAAACAAAGGAAGGAAUUAAGCAGGGAAUUAGGGUUGGAGCCUUUGCAAGUCAAGUUUUGGUUCCAAAACAAACGUACUCAAAUGAAGAAUCAACAUGAACGCCAUGAGAACACCCAGCUUCGAACCGAAAAUGAGAAGCUUCGAGCUGAUAACAUGAGAUAUAGAGAAGCUCUUAGCAAUGCCUCGUGCCCUAAUUGCGGUGGCCCGACUGCCAUUGGUGAAAUGUCCUUCGAUGAACAUCAUCUUCGACUCGAAAAUGCCCGUCUCCGCGAAGAGAUUGAUCGCAUAUCCGCAAUAGCUGCAAAAUAUGUGGGAAAGCCAGUGGUGAACUACCCUCUACUAUCUCCACCAGUUCCAUCUCGACCAUUAGAGCUCGGAAUGGGCAACUUCGGACCACAAUCAGGUUUAGGAGGAGACAUCUACGGUUCGGCUGGUGACCUAAUCCGAUCCAUCAGUGCUCCAACCGAGGCGGACAAGCCGAUGAUCAUCGAGCUAGCAGUUGCAGCCAUGGAAGAGCUCACUAGAAUGGCUCAACUAGGCGAGCCCUUAUGGAUGACUAGUCUAGAUGGGUCCACUAAUGUGCUUAAUGAAGAUGAGUACUUGAGAACGUUUCCAAGAGGCAUUGGGCCUAAGCCAUCUGGGUUUAAAUGUGAAGCCUCACGUGAAUCAGCUGUUGUUAUCAUGAACCAUAUUAAUCUUGUUGAGAUUCUCAUGGACGUGAAUCAAUGGUCAACUUUAUUCUCUGGAAUUGUGUCAAGAGCCAUGACACUUGAAGUGUUGUCAACUGGAGUAGCUGGAAAUUACAAUGGAGCUUUACAAGUGAUGACAUCGGAAUUUCAAGUUCUGUCGCCAUUAGUUCCAACUCGGGAGAGCUACUACGUUCGAUAUUGCAAACAACACGUGGACGGGACGUGGGCGGUGGUCGAUGUUUCAUUGGACGAUCUUCGCCCUACUCCUGGAUUAAGGUGCCGACGAAGACCGUCCGGUUGUUUGAUCCAAGAAAUGCCUAAUGGUUAUUCAAAGGUUACAUGGGUUGAGCACGUUGAGGUUGAUGAUAGAGGAGUUCAUAGUCUUUAUAAGCAGCUGGUGAGCUCCGGCCAAGCUUUUGGAGCCAAGCGAUGGGUUACAACCUUAGACCGCCAAUGUGAACGGCUUGCCAGUGCCAUGGCCACCAACAUACCCACCGGUGAUGUUGGAGUGAUAACGAAUCAAGAAGGGAGGAAGAGCAUGCUGAAGCUGGCUGAGAGAAUGGUGAUAAGCUUCUGUGCUGGUGUGAGCGCCUCCACGACUCACACAUGGACUACUUUGUCGGGUACCGGUGCCGACGAUGUUCGAGUCAUGACCCGAAAGAGUAUCGAUGACCCCGGAAGACCUCCGGGUAUUGUCCUUAGUGCUGCAACUUCCUUCUGGCUUCCCAUUCCACCUAAGAGAAUCUUUGAUUUUCUCCGUGACGAGAACUCUCGAAGUGAGUGGGAUAUUCUGUCGAAUGGUGGAGUAGUUCAAGAAAUGGCGCACAUUGCCAACGGUCGCGACACGGGCAACUGCGUUUCUCUUCUACGUGUAAAUAGUGCAAAUUCAAGCCAAAGCAACAUGCUGAUCCUGCAAGAAAGCUGCACAGACCCAACAGCUUCAUUCGUCAUCUACGCUCCGGUCGACAUCGUUGCAAUGAACGUCGUCCUCAACGGUGGCGAUCCCGACUAUGUCGCGCUUCUCCCCUCCGGGUUCGCCAUUCUUCCAGACGGCACGGCAGAGACUGCCGCCGGUGGUUCACUCCUGACGGUGGCAUUUCAGAUUCUGGUGGAUUCGGUGCCAACAGCAAAACUGUCACUUGGGUCAGUUGCAACGGUGAACAAUCUGAUUGCUUGUACGGCGGAGAGGAUUAAAGCUUCUUUGUCAUGUGAGACAGCAUAAGAGACAGGAAAAAGGGGGAAACUUUUGUGGGUUUUAGGGGUUAAUGAGGGAAUUUUUGGCUGAUACGAAGUAUUUGGGAGAAGUCAAGAACGCACCCUGCAACAAAAAAACAAUGGAGAGAGUGUUUUAGGGGUUCGGGCAUUGACUUCCUCGAACGGAGUAAAGGCUGAAACGACAAGAAACAAGAACCAAAUCAUCUAAUUUUUCCUAGGAAGGAAGGGACUUGUUGUGAUGACAACAUUUGUAUCUUAGGUUUUUGUUUUGUUUGGUUAUUUUGUGGGAUGGAUGAGUGUUGUUAUGGAUUCAUUGUUGUGUUUCCCUCUGUGAUUUUAUGAUGCCAUGUUUUUUUGAAGCCUA
This is a messenger RNA of Cucurbita maxima (winter squash), 3131 nucleotides long. Its product is annotated as homeobox-leucine zipper protein HDG2-like. Bases 606 to 2774 code for a protein of 722 amino acids. Gene Ontology annotation, molecular function: DNA binding; DNA-binding transcription factor activity, RNA polymerase II-specific; lipid binding. Lineage: Eukaryota; Viridiplantae; Streptophyta; Magnoliopsida; Cucurbitales; Cucurbitaceae. The record is from RefSeq and is a predicted model, not a curated record. The transcript is spliced from 12 exons. Gene Ontology annotation, biological process: regulation of DNA-templated transcription.